CCACCACCAAAAAGGCAUCAAACCACCAAACACCCACCCAAACCACAGCCUCAAAAUGCCCCGUGAAGAGUACCAAGUCCCCACCGCCAACGCCGGCCAGCGCGGCGGCACCCGCGACGACCACCAAGUCCGUCACGUCAUGUCCUAUAUCUGCGGCGACUGCGGCGGCAGCGUCACCCUCGGAAAGGAUGCCACCGUCGCGUGCCCUCACUGUGCAGGCCGUGUUCUCUACAAGGAGCGCACCAAGCGAAUGGUUCAGUUCGAGGCCCGAUAGACAUACCGACGAUGAUUUUUUAUACCAAAGAAAAAGCUUGCAAAGAAUAAAGACGAGAGGUGUUGUGGCAACUUUGAUAUUUCGAGAUGGGAGUUUAGGGGUCUGGGAAUUACGUCGAAUGAAAGAAUAGACAAUGCGACACGAUUUGCGUAUGACGAGUUACAGUCUGCGUGAUUGAUUACUUCUUUGUUUCCUUCAAAGUCGCCUUGCGAUAUCUACCCUGCAUAACUUAAACCGUGAACUAGAUAAAAUCCUUAUGAAACCCCAAACGCCGCUAUAUGCUGUUUUUUCCUUAUUGCUGCUUCUGUUGGUUGUAGAGAUACUUGGCGAAACUUGCAUCCUUCAUAACAGAGUCCUCGUUAUCGUCCAUGGCGGCUGAGUAUCGAUCUUGGAGGCUCUGCUUCUGAGCCUCCUCGUCUGAGUCAGUAUCAUCGUCGUCGUCGCUGGCAACAUCCACCUCGUCCUCUUCCUUCUGUGCGACUGGUAGGCCACCGACUGACAUGCCCUUCAUCAUUUUGUCCAGCUCCUUCUCUCGUGCAGCCUUCUUUGCCUCCUCACGCUCUGCCCUCUUCUUCUCAAGCUCUGGCAGGUAGUCGCGUAGAAACUCUUGCUUCUUCUCCUCAACGGCCUCGAAGAACUCGUCCACGCCAGUACCCAGUCGCGAACUCACGCCGACGACACUGAGAUGUGCGUAGAACUCCUCCAGCAUAAGACUCAUCGAGUUGAGCAGGCUGCCCAUGUAUCCGCUUCCACCGUGGCCACCACCCUCUGCGCCGCCCAGCUCAUCUGAUUCUUCAUCCUUUCGUAGCGCUUCCUGGAAUGCUUCAAAGUCGGUCAUCCACUCCUUAGCAAACGCCGCAUCCUUGACAUCGGUCUUGUUGAAGACGAGAAUCAUAGGAAGCUUGGUCUUGUAGAGAAUGGAGCAGGCGUAGAGCAUGUUGGACAUGAAUGUUGAAGUAGAAGCAGUUCGUGGGGUAUCAAUAACGUAGGCGAUGACUGUAGGGAAAGAAGAUGCAAGUGACUCGAGA
Molecule: messenger RNA, 1302 nt
Organism: Fusarium odoratissimum NRRL 54006
Lineage: Eukaryota; Fungi; Ascomycota; Sordariomycetes; Hypocreales; Nectriaceae
Product: DNA-directed RNA polymerase I, II, and III subunit RPABC4
Exons: 2
Coding region: 56-274 (72 amino acids)
Biological process (GO): DNA-templated transcription
Cellular component (GO): RNA polymerase II, core complex; RNA polymerase I complex; RNA polymerase III complex
Molecular function (GO): DNA binding; zinc ion binding; DNA-directed RNA polymerase activity
Source: RefSeq, a predicted model, not a curated record